CUCGCCGCGGCCAUGCCCCGGCCCCGGUAACGCGCCUGCCGCAGCUCGCGCCCCGCAGCCGCGCCGCUCCGCGCCCGCCGCCGCCUCUUCAAUGGGCAACCUGCUCGGCGGAGUCAGCUUCCGCGAGCCCACCACCGUGGAGGACUGCGACUCCACCUGGCAGACGGACUCGGAGCCCGAGCCCGAGCCCGAGGAGCCCGGGCCGGGCGGCGGCGGCGAGGGCCUGGGGCAGGAGCCCGAGCUGCCCGCGCAGCCCCCGGAGCGAGCCGGCGGGCGUUCCCGCGCCAGCCCCGCGCCGGACGAGGACGCCGAGGCGGCGCGCGCCGAGCAGGCUGCUGAUUCCACAGAAGCAACUGCCAAACCAAAGAGAAGUUUUUAUGCUGCGAGGGAUUUGUACAAAUAUCGACACCAGUACCCACAGAACUUCAAAGAUAUCCGAUAUCAAAAUGACUUGAGCAAUCUUCGCUUUUAUAAGAAUAAAAUUCCAUUUAAGCCAGAUGGCGUUUACAUUGAAGAAGUUCUAAAUAAGUGGAAAGGAGAUUAUGAAAAGCUGGAGCACAACCACACUUACAUUCAAUGGCUUUUUCCCCUGCGAGAACAAGGCUUGAACUUUUAUGCUAAAGAACUAACUACAUAUGAAAUUGAGGAAUUCAAAAAAACAAAAGAAGCAAUUAGAAGAUUUCUCCUGGCUUAUAAAAUGAUGUUAGAAUUUUUUGGAAUAAAACUGAUUGAUAAAACUGGAAAUGUUGCUCGGGCUGUUAACUGGCAGGAAAGGUUUCAGCAUCUGAAUGAGUCCCAGCACAACUACUUAAGAAUCACCCGUAUUCUUAAAAGCCUUGGUGAGCUUGGAUAUGAAAGUUUUAAAUCUCCUCUUGUAAAAUUUAUUCUUCAUGAAGCUCUCGUGGAAAAUACUAUUCCCAAUAUUAAGCAGAGCGCUCUGGAGUAUUUUGUUUAUACAAUUAGAGACAGAAGGGAAAGGAGGAAGCUCCUGCGGUUCGCCCAGAAACAUUACACGCCUUCAGAGAACUUUAUCUGGGGGCCACCUAGGAAAGAAGAGUCAGAAGGAAGCAAAGCCCAGAAAAUGCCCUCCCCUCCCACCUCCAGUCAGACUUCUAUGCACAAAAAACCUAAGGACUCCAAAAAUUCCUCCUCAGCUGCUCACGUAACUAGCAAAGCAGCUGAAGAAAAGAAAGUGGCACCCAGGGAGCCCGGAGAGGAGACAGACGGGCCCAGCGCCGGGCCCAGCGCCGGGCCCAGCGCCGAGCCCAGCGCCGAGCCCAGCAGCGAGACUGCCGGGCCAAGGAGCGCCGAGAAGGACGGCAACGCCGAGCACUCAGAUUCUCUACCAGAAAAAACAACGAGUGAUCCCACCGAGGAAAAGCAGAGUGCACCGCCUCCUGAAGAAGGCGAAGAAGGUGAAAAUCAUAACAAAGACUGUGAGAACCCUGGAAGUCCAGGCUCUCAGGAUGAUGCGCUGUCACAGGGAAUUAUCGGAACCCCACCAAGCAGGGUAGGUUAGGCAGGAGAAAGUUGCGGGGCAGCCUUUCCUAGAGAACACGGGUCAUGUUUCAAUUCACAUUGUAGCCAUCUGCUUGUGAUUUAUGUUGUGAGCAUUUCGUUGUGGUUUUCUUUAAGUUUUGGAUGGCAAUAAGUUUAAUAAGAUGCUUUAAGAUAAAACGUGAUCUGUAACACUUUUAGGAUGUGAGUUUACAAAUUCUGUACACAAUAAUUAUUUUAUAAUUAUUUUUAUGUAUCUGGAAAUAGUCACGGAGUAUUGGUAAUAUCAAAUAAAUUCUAUCGAGAGAUUAUAGUCUACCUGACGGAAACCAACAGGAUAAUUUCACUAUGUUGCCACACCUUUGACCGAUUUAUGGGUUAAUUAUUUUUAAGCUGGAAGAAUCUGGUCUUCUCAGAUGUAAUCAGAAAGUAAUUUGGAUUUUUUUUAUUAUUACGACAGCUCAACAUGUUUAUUUUGACAUCCCGAUAGAUGAAAUGGAUAUCUUGGGGAAGCUGUGAUCCCUCCGGCCCAUUUGUCAGUCUUUCGGCCUUUCCCCGCCCCCUCUGCACUCCCCCUCCUGAACCUGCAUUCCUCCUGUGCAUUCGGGGGCACUCCUGUGUUAACAUUGAAGUGGAACAGAGGGGAACUUUCCACUGUGUGAUUUCAAGAAUUUGCUUUGCUUGAAACAAUAAAGUUGUUUUCUGUA
This is a messenger RNA of Artibeus jamaicensis (Jamaican fruit-eating bat), 2204 nucleotides long. It is a transcript of the gene OGFRL1, whose product is annotated as opioid growth factor receptor like 1. Gene Ontology annotation, cellular component: membrane. Bases 92 to 1519 code for a protein of 475 amino acids. Gene Ontology annotation, molecular function: opioid growth factor receptor activity. The transcript has 7 exons. Lineage: Eukaryota; Metazoa; Chordata; Mammalia; Chiroptera; Phyllostomidae. The record is from RefSeq and is a predicted model, not a curated record.